AUGACCGGAAGCGCUGCGACUUGGGUGAACCAGGCGAAAAAUAACACUGAAAACUUUUUUAACAACGAGGUGAAGCCGAAGGUCGGCAACAUGACGGAAAACGCCAAAGACUGGGUGGAAAACCAGGGGAUGCCGGCCGUGAAGGGCGCGUGGAAUGAUACGAGCAACUGGUUCGAGCAGGCCGGGCAGGCGGUUGGCCAGGAGGUGAACAACGGCGUCAACGCGGUCAAGCAGGCUGGAGACUGGGUGCAGAACAAAGCAGCGCCUGCUGUCAAGGAAGCUGCUAGUGAUACGGGUGAUUGGGUGCAUGAGAAAGCCGUCCCAGCCGUGAAGACUGCCGCCAGUGAUACGGGCGACUGGAUCAACGACAAGGCUGUGCCCGCCGUGAAAUCUGCGGCUUCUGACACUCACGACUGGGUGCGCGACACGGGUGUUCCUGCUGUGGGAAAGGCGGCUUCUGAUGCCGGCGACUUCAUCCAGGGCAAGGACCGGAAA
Mesorhabditis spiculigera is the source of this 495-nucleotide messenger RNA. The record is from the annotation of a GenBank genome assembly. NCBI's taxonomy places the organism in Eukaryota, Metazoa, Nematoda, Chromadorea, Rhabditida, Rhabditidae.